UAUGAAUUCACCUUGAUUCAACAGUUCUUUUUGUAAUUUGGAAACAACAAAAAUGCAGGCUUCUUCAUUGGACAAGAAACUACAAGGAUUUCAACUAAUAGCACAGGAAAAACUGCAAACUAUUUUAUGUUCUAUACCUGGCAAAAAAGAUUUAAUUAUCGAAUCAGCCCUUAUAAAACCCUUGGAACAUAUUUGUGCAGCUUCUUGGCUAAAACUUAAAGGUAUCCAACGUAUAUUCAAAUUAAAUCCUGACAAUGCCAUCACUCGCACCUCUCCAGAUCAAGUUCAACUGUAUAUGAUACGCAGUGAUUUGUUCACGUUUAGUCGUGUACUGCAACAAAUCAAGUUGAUUUGUAAAUCUCAGACGUCAUCGUCAUCAUGGUUAGAAGACACACAUUUUAAAUUUUUUCAUAUAAUAUGUGUUCCAUCGUGCUUUUGCUAUUUCACUCAAAUACUGGAAAAGGAAGGUUUGUUUGGCGUUGUAGGUUUGCAUCGUUAUAAUUGGGAUGUCAUACAUUGGGAUGAGGGGAAUACUUCACUUUAUCUUUAAGGUAUUUUUCUACAGGCUUAUAUGAGAAAUGACAGCUCUUUGCUACCUGCCAUAGCUCACUCGCUAAGAGUCUUACAAAUUUUAUGCGGCCGCCCCGACUCACUCACCUUUGGUGAACAUUCUGAAAAUAUUGUUAAAAUGCUAAAUAAACUUGGGCCUUUACCAAAAAGAGUUGAUGAAAAUGAUUUUUCAGCUUUAUUAAUAAUAGAUCGUGAUAGAGAUUAUGCUGCGCCGCUUUUAACACCAGCCAUAUAUUCUGCUCUUUUAAUGGAAGUUUUUUCCAAUAAUGCUGGCAUUUUGGAGUUAGAAAAGUCUACAAAUAAAAUACAACAGCAGAAGCUAACCAUAUUUAACUUACCUUCCAAAAAGGAAAAUGAGCCAAAAAAUAAAAACGCAACGAAUACGAAGCCUCCUACAAUACAUUUUAACUCACUGCACGAUGAGAUAUACGCAGAAAAUCGUUAUAAACAUUUUUCUGCAGCGAGCAGUCAAAUACGUCAACAGGCCAAAUCAAUGAGUUUGGAAUUGCAAAAGUUAAACAACAUGAAAUUGGAUGAAAUGCAUGAUUAUGUUAAUCGUAAAUUGCCCAAGAUAACCGAUAUUAAAAAUAAGUUACUCAAACAUUUAAAUGCCAGCGAAAAGGUUAUUGAAAUGUUAGGCUCUAACUUUAGACGUGUACAAUCUUUGGAAGAGGAUAUUUUAAAUAAUGUUUCCCGUAAGAAAAUUUUACAAGAUAUUGACGAAUUGCUAACUACUGAUGGUCAAAAAUACAAUACUUUACGUUUGUUGUGUUUACUGCAUGUAUGUGCUGGCAUUACAUCUGAAGAACUAGCACAAUUUAUACGUAAUUAUUGUAAUUAUUUUGGUUUAAAAUAUUUAACUAUAUUUGAGCUAUUAGCUCAAGUGGGUCUAUUGCCGCCUUUGGUGGAGGAGGUGGCAACUCCCAUUAAUAAAACCGCUUCUAAGUUACUAUCGAAUAUUCCCUUGAACAUACCAAAAUUUCAACAAACUCAAUUCCAAGCCAAUGCAAAUCGUUUAAAAUUAAUGGUUUCAACUACCGGCGAGGAGGAGUCGGAAAAUCCCGCAAAUUCUAACACACAAAAAUCAAAAAACGCAUCAACGGUUUCAUCUUGUCCCAGUUAUGUUUUUAAUCGUCUCUAUAUUCCCCUAAUAGCACAAUUAUCUUCAUUUCUUUUAAAAGCUAACAAUAGUGAGGAUUUUAUUACAAAAAUUGCUAUGAUCGAGGGCAUACAAAUCAAUGGUCAACCUUUAAAGACUUAUAGUCAAAAUGUUAAACAAUCGGAGCCAAAUAAGGAGCUUCUGUCAAUACCCUUGAAGAAACGCCAAAUUAUGGUUUAUGUAGUGGGUGGUAUUACAUAUGCUGAAAUUGCCGCUUGCAAUCUGGUUUCAAAGGUUACCGAUUCCGAAAUCUUAGUGGCCUCGGAUUGCGUCUUAUCAGGAGCUGAUUUAAUAGCUAGCGCUUUUUAGCUACAAUGUUAUCAAUUCAAAAUUCACCAAAAGAAACCUAAGAAGUUAGUAGGAUCUCUUUUUAUUUUAAUUUUUUGUGAACAAGUUAUAUGAAAAGAAUAGAAUUUCCUUCAAAUAAGACUGUAUACAUACAUAAAUCUAAAUUUAUAGUUCACAAUUAGUUUUUUUUUUUGCUAAAAUCUCUAUUCUUAUACAUAAAAAGACAUUUUUUUAAAAUUGUUAGUUAAAAUCUUAAAUCAUGUAACCCUCUCAGGGCAAAAUCUAUCGAUGUCAAAUAGUAUGUUUUUUAAUGUAGUUAAAAAUUAUCUUAAGAACAACAAAAUUGCACGGUUAAUACCAGAUCAAUUGUUAUAUAUGUCUUAUUCAUAAACAUUUUUUUAAUAAACGGUUUAUAAAUCAAAUUUUGUGUGGAAAUAUAGUAUUUUAUAAACCUUUUAUAAAAUAAAAUGUUGUUUAUGAAUAAGAGAAACCCCU
Lucilia sericata (common green bottle fly) is the source of this 2512-nucleotide messenger RNA. RefSeq names its product vacuolar protein sorting-associated protein 33B (gene Vps33B). NCBI's taxonomy places the organism in Eukaryota, Metazoa, Arthropoda, Insecta, Diptera, Calliphoridae. Gene Ontology annotation, cellular component: lysosome; CORVET complex. The record is from RefSeq and is a predicted model, not a curated record. Gene Ontology annotation, biological process: vesicle-mediated transport; intracellular protein transport.